Messenger RNA from Odobenus rosmarus divergens (Pacific walrus), 2355 nucleotides. RefSeq names its product S phase cyclin A-associated protein in the endoplasmic reticulum-like. The transcript has 13 exons. Lineage: Eukaryota; Metazoa; Chordata; Mammalia; Carnivora; Odobenidae. The coding region runs from base 1 to 1923 and encodes 640 amino acids. The record is from RefSeq and is a predicted model, not a curated record.
AUGCGCCAAAACCCGCAGCCUCCUGCAGUGCGUGCCCACUGCAGCAACUCUCCCAGAGUGCCACUGCCCUUUGUGACUCUAAAACCACAUGCUGCCAUGGGCUCGCGUGUGCAUCCACAGCUCCUGUGUCAUGGUUGGGUGUUGCCCUACUGUCCUUUCUGGGCCACUACCGCCCUGAGAGCUUUUGCCCAGUUGUGGGCACAGCCGUUUCACCCCUCCCAGGGGAUGGAGCAUCUUUCUUUAAAGAAGUAUAUUAUUGACAUUGUGGUUGAAAGUGCAGCUUUACCAGAGCCUUUGAAAGAUGGUGAAGAGCGGCAGAAAAAUAAAAAAAAAGCCAGAAAGAUAAAAGCCCGGAUGAACUCCAGGGCCAAGGAAUAUGAGAGUUUAAUAGAAACAAAAAAUUCUGGAUCUGACUCACCUUAUAAAGCAAAGCUUCAGCGAUUAGCUAAAGAUCUUCUAAAACAACUACAAGUACAAGACAGUGGCCCAUGGGCAAACAAUAAAGUUUCUGCUUUAGAUCGGACCCUAGGCGAGAUCACUAGAAUAUUGGAAAAAAAGAAUGUAGCAGAUCAGAUUGCAUUUCAAGUUGCUGGUGGAUUAACAGCCCUUGAACACAUUCUUCAAGUAGUAGUCCCAACCACAAAUGUGAACACAGUUUCACGAAUUCCUCCUAAGUCUCUCUGCAAUACAAUCAACGUUUACAACCUCACCUGCAAUAACUGCUCAGAAAAUUGCACCGAUGUUCUGUUUAGUAACAAGAUUACCUUCUUAAUGGACCUCCUGAUACACCAGUUGACGGUUUAUGUUCCUGAUGAAAAUAAUGCUAUUUUGGGAAGAAAUACAAAUAAGCAAGUUUUUGAAGGUUUGACAACUGGACUUCUCAAAGUCAGUGCUGUGGUUUUUAGCUGCCUGAUUGCCAAUCGACCAGAUGGAAACAGCCGGCCAGCUACACCAAAAAUAUCGACACAGGAAGUGAAAAACAAACCCUCACAAGGUGAUGCUUUUAACAGUCGAGUUCAGGACCUCAUCAGCUACGUGGUGAACAUAGGUCUGAUCAGCAAGCUUCAUGGCUGCUUCCUGUCAGUGCAAGGACCAGUGGAUGAGAAUCCCAAGAUGGCCACAUUUCUGCAGCAUGCCGCAGAACUCUUACGUGGAAUGUGCAUGCUGUGCUUUGCUGUCACCAGAAGGUCAUACAGUAUAUUUGACAAUAAUCGCCAGGAUCCCACAGGACUGACUGCUGCUCUGCAGGCCACAGACCUGGCUGGAGUUCUGCACAUGCUCUACUGUGUCCUCUUCCAUGGCACCAUCUCGGACCCCGGCCCUGCCAGCCCCAAGGAGAGUUACACUCAGAACACAGUCCAAGUGGCCAUCCAGAGUUUACAGCUCUUCAACAGUUUUGCCGCUCUGGACCUGCCAGCUUUCCAGUCUAUUGUAGGGGCAGAGGGCUUGUCCCUUGCAUUCCGGCACAUCGCCAGCUCUCUACUGGGCCACUGCAGCCAAGUCUCCUGUGAAAGCCUCCUUCAUGAGGUCAUCGUCUGUGUGGGCUACUUCACUGUCAACCACCCAGAUAACCAGGUAAUUGUACAGUCUGGCCGCCACCCCACGGUGCUGCAGAAGCUCUGCCAGCUGCCCUUCCAGUAUUUCAGUGACCCACGGCUGAUCAAAGUGCUCUUCCCUUCACUUAUCGCUGCUUGUUACAACAACCGUCAGAACAAGAUCAUUCUGGAGCAAGAGAUGAGCUGUGUUUUACUGGCCACGUUCAUUCAGGAUUUUGUACAGACUCCAGGUCAGGCAGAUAACCAGUCUUAUCAGCCCAAAGGAAAAUCCCUUGGUUCCCAAGACUAUCUCGAGCUGGCUAACAGAUUUCCUCAGGCGGCCUGGGAAGAAGCUCGACAGUUUUUUUUAAAAAAGGAGAAAAAAUAAAUGACUUGGUUAGUUCUGUAUUUGAGCACCCUUGUUAAUAUUUUAAAUUGUUCAAACAAAUGUUCUCACUGUUCCGUAAGAAGCUCAUUUUCACAUGUUUAUACCCCCCCCCCGCGUUGUAGAUACGGUAUAUACUUUGCACUAUUUAUAAUGACUGUAGAUACUUUAAUGUUCUAAUUCUGCAAGUUGAGUUUAUUUCACUUAUGCACAAUAUUUUGGAGUUCAGUAACCUACAUCCUAUGAUAAUAUAUACUUUGCAUUUGUAAUAUGGGUGAAAUUAGACAUAAAAUUAGCAAGUCUGUUUUGUUCUUGUAAUAAAAUAACUUAUUCCGUUUGUAGUGGUGACUUUUCUUAUUAAGGUAGUACAAAUUUGAAAGAAAAAUGUUAACUCCAACUCUGGGAGUCUCUUAGUUAAAGACUUAAAGUUAACCU